AUGGCCCGACAGGCAAUGAAAAGUAACAGCAAGGAGUUCUUGACAUUGAACCACCGUCGCGUCGAUGUAUUUUCCAGUGGCACGGUUAUAUGGCUUUCUCCAGCCAUUAUUACCAGUUCAUGCCUCUUAGACGUCAAACUCUUUCCUUUCGACGUCCAGACCUGUUACUUUGUCUUCGGUCCCUGGUCCAGUCCGGCGAACGUCGAGGACGUGGACUACUUCUUUGAACGUAACGAGACCACGAAAGACCGGUACUGCGACAACGGCGUGUGGGAGAUCCUGGACGACACUGCAGACAAGAAGCUAGCAAAUUACAGUACUGCCAACGAACCCUUUGUGGAGAUUCACUAUCGCAUCACGUUCAGGAGGAAAUCAAGGGUAUACGUCAUCGGCAUCGUCAUCCCUUCCGUCCUACUCUCUAUAUCAACCAUGAUAACAUUUCUACUGCCUCCAGAGUCUGGAGAGAAGAUCUCUUUUGGUAUCACCAAUCUCCUAGCGAUGGUCCUCUUCCAGGAAACUGUCCGAUCUGCCAUGCCACCGACUGGCUCUCCAAUGUUCGCCAAUUACAUAUGUACCAUGGUAGUAGUCGCAGGUGUGUCCCUGGUAGCGGAGGCGCUUGUUUUGCGAAUGCACAGCUACGCCAACACAAGACCUAUUCCUAAAUGGAUGAUGUGCUUUUUGAGAAACGGUCACCGCCGAGACGUUAGAUCUGAUGAGAAUGGAGAACACUUACGACGUGUAUCUCAACCGUUCGUUCAUGCGGAAGGCAACCACGAAUGCCCAGAACAAAGUGAACUCACAGAGCUGAGGAGUCCCUCAGGGCUGUCCAGUAUCCCCCGGUCGGAAAAUGCCGAACCCUGGAAGCUGAUUGCGCUAUCCGUUGAACGCAAAGCUGCUUUAGUAACCCUUUGUUGUAUAAUAGGAAAUUUCGUGUUCACUUUUCUAAGUAUCUGCACAGAAAAUUACACGAAUGGUACUGAUAGCGAUGAUGAUUAGCUUGAGCAAUAAUGUCUGCUUAAACAGGUAAAUGCCUUAUUUCAAAAUAUUAGGCAUACGACCUAUCAUUAGUCCGUUAGAUUUAGUAAAUUAUCCCGUAAAUGCUAGUAAAUCUUUGUGUUCAUCACCAGAAUUUUUA
Molecule: messenger RNA, 1135 nt
Organism: Lytechinus variegatus (green sea urchin)
Lineage: Eukaryota; Metazoa; Echinodermata; Echinoidea; Temnopleuroida; Toxopneustidae
Product: neuronal acetylcholine receptor subunit alpha-7-like
Exons: 3
Coding region: 1-996 (331 amino acids)
Biological process (GO): nervous system process; signal transduction; regulation of membrane potential
Cellular component (GO): neuron projection; membrane; synapse
Molecular function (GO): transmembrane signaling receptor activity; neurotransmitter receptor activity; extracellular ligand-gated monoatomic ion channel activity
Source: RefSeq, a predicted model, not a curated record